UGCUGCUCUGUGUCAUGUCAACAAAAUCGUAAAAAAUCCAAUGUGCAGUAACUCGUAGGAAUUAUUAACGUGUAGAUUAAAAUCAAAUUCUCGUGAAGUGCGCAUAAUGUAUAAUAAUUGAACAAUUUCUCAAUGAACUCUCAUAGUUGGUGUACCUAAUGGCUAUAUUUGAAAAACCAUCUCAAACCAAGUCUGUUGUAGAUGACACCGAAAAACUAAUCUGUACUGUUGAAAAUGCACAAAAUAUCAACAAACACACAGAAUAUAUCUUACGAGUGCAGCGAGGUCCUAGCAAGGAGAACACUUGGCAUGUGUCCAGAAGGUACAGAGAUUUUGCAGCACUCCAUUCCAGCCUUCAGCAGGCCAACAUUGACUUGCCCUUACCACCAAAGAAACUUAUUGGGAACAUGCAACCAUCUUUUAUUGCUGAAAGGCAAAUAGCAUUACAGAACUAUAUUGAUGAGGUGUUAAAACGUGAGGUGCUGGCUUUGACACUACAAGUGAGAAGUUUUUUGGACCCCAGCAACUAUUCGCUGGCCAUAGCAGAGCAAGCGCUACAAAGCGUGUCAAUUGCGCUCCGAGGCGAUGGCCGGUAUGAAUUGAAAGGACCUCUCAAUGGCAUAGGCUGGAGGCCACGAAAACACUACUUUUUAGUCACUGACAUAGAAAAUCGAUCAAAUUGCAUACUGUCCUGGCAGACCUACGGGCCUGAUAGAGCACUGAGCGACAAAGACUUGCAGACCGCAUUCAAGAGCUUACAAAGUAUUAGUCAUCCUUACAUAGAUGAUAUAUUAGCAAUUCACAAUUUAGAAACGGGUGCCUAUGUAGUUAGGAAAAUACACGAAACAGGUAGCCUGAGAGAUAUUCUCUAUGGAACUGACUACUCUAAAAAUUACUUAGCCAAAUAUGGAAAUCCCAAAGUGAGGAAGCCUUUCACGAUAGGACAGAUUGCGCAUUAUGGGUAUCAAAUUCUGCAAGCCUUGAAGUUUCUGCAUGAAAAAGGACUUCCACAUGGUCACUUGCACCCCGGAAACAUAGCAAUAGACAAUCAAAAGGCAAUGCUAAUGGACGUAGAGAACGGUCUGAUAGGCGCGUCCUGUUUCUACCGCUCGCAACUAAGGCAGCGGCGGCGAGCGUGCUCAGCAGAAGCGGUGGACGUCCAUUGCUUCGCGCUCACGCUGUAUGAGAUGGCGUUUGGCGAGCCGUUAACGGAGCCCUACAAAGACACCUACCCCGCCGGCACUGAUGAAGGAUUAGAAUCAGUCCUCCGCUUAUGCCUGUCGCGAUCGGCGAGUAAAUACGGCGCGCUGACAGUAGAAGAGUUACUUUGCCAGCCGUUGUUUGCGCGCGCACCGCUCAAUGGCUUCCUUGCACCGGAUCAUGACCGCGCGCAUUUGAAGUUCCCGCUUGCGUUGAAGGAUGAGAUUAGGAAGGCUGUGGAGCAGGUUGAGGACAGGCUUAAGACUGAACAAAAAUUGGACCGAAGUACGAAGAGAGAAGUGCGUAUCCAAGAAAUUCUUAAUUCUGAGGAAGAAAUGAAGAAACAGAAAAGACGAGCGAAGAAGCGCGACAGCGUGUGGAAGUCUACAUCAUCGCUAGCAGAGACAGUCCGCUCGCACAGCGCCAGCACCGCGUCGUCGCCCACGCCGCCCGCGCUUAGUGCUGAACCCCAAAACAACGGUCACAGCUCGGCAGCGACAAGCCCGAGCGCGUCCAACGGUCGCUCCGCUUUACUGGAGGCCAUCUGCGGCUUCGACAAGUCGCGGCUGGCGCGCGCGCCGCGGUGAGAGGCGGCCGCGCUGGCGCACCGCCUCGCCAGGGCGCUGCGCUCGGCCUCCAUGUAUGGGCUGCGCGACUCCGACGUUGACCCAUUGCUGUAGUGUUGCCACGUAAUCGAUUAUGUAUCGAUUAAUAAUCGGGGUAGGCGGGGCCUAAACUAAAAAAAUCGAUUAUUAGGUAUACUGUCGUAAAACUAAGAUUGAUAUCUACUUCAUCGAUACUAUCAAUAGCCUAUUGCGUCAGACGGUCGCCCCACUUUAGCCUAGGCGCAGACCGACCACCAACUUUAAGUUGGCCGAUAGUUGGGCCCGAUUCUAAUGAAGAAUCAGCCGAUAAUAAAUCGGUGUAAUGCGCGCACUUUUAUACAUUUCCAUACUGAUUAACAGCCUGACCCAACUAUUGGCCAACUAAUGGCGCAAUUUCACUAGUCGAUAGGGUCCGCAUGCAGCGUGCGAGUUUUCUGGAACGCGUGCCACAGGGCCCGCAAUCUAGGUGCGAAGUUUACUAAAAAAUAGAAACAGGCAUGGCGCGUCAGAAAAUCUGAAUGAUGAAUUUCAUUGGUCGAUAGCACGGUCGGUAUAAUGCAUGCGGGGAGUCCCCGCAUGCUGUAUACCGAACCAGUUAUCGACUAAUGAAAAUGCGCCAUAAAAGUCGGUGGUCUGCGCCUUGGCUUACUGGAGGCCAUCUGCGGCUUCGACAAGUCGCGGCUGGCGCGCGCGCCGCGGUGAGAGGCGGCCGCGCUGGCGCACCGCCUCGCCAGGGCGCUGCGCUCGGCCUCCAUGUAUGGGCUGCGCGACUCCGAGGUUGAUCCUUUACUCUAGUGUUGACGGGUAAUCGAUUAUGUAUCGAUUAAUAUAAUCGGGAUAGGCGGGGCCUAAACUAUACUCGACUCAAAGACUCGUGGCAAGCGGUGUCUGUCAUAAGUAAUUUUUGAAACAGAGAUGCACACUCGCAUAUAUUUUAUUAAUUAUUACGUAUUAUAAACGGCGCUAUGCCUGCCUCUGUGUGACGUUACCCAUACAUAACCAGUGUAAGUGUGAGGGAAAACGUGAUAUGCACUGUUUUAUUAUGGCACCUGCCACGAGUCUUUGCGCCGAGUAUAAUUAAUCGAUUAUUAUACUGUCGUAAAACUAAAAUCGAUACUGUCAAUAGCCUUAAUUUGAAAUGGAGGGUGGGGGCAAUCGAUUAGCUGAUAAUCGAUCAUUCGGCAACACUAUUUUGCUGCGAGUUUAGGAUACAAAGUCUAUAACGCGUCAGUGGUCUCUCUGCCACGCUAGAAGCCAUCUUCGACAAGUCGCGGCUGGCGCGCGCGCCGCGGUGAGAGGCGGCCGCGCUGGCGCACCGCCUCGCCAGGGCGCUGCGCUCGGCCUCCAUGUAUGGGCUGCGCGACUCCGAGGUUGAUCCUUUGCUGUAGUAACCCCUAUAGUGUAUCGAUUAUUAAUUGUUAGUGCAAACGGAGUC
Molecule: messenger RNA, 3240 nt
Organism: Ostrinia nubilalis (European corn borer)
Lineage: Eukaryota; Metazoa; Arthropoda; Insecta; Lepidoptera; Crambidae
Product: PX domain-containing protein kinase-like protein
Exons: 11
Coding region: 159-1787 (542 amino acids)
Biological process (GO): protein phosphorylation; negative regulation of ATP-dependent activity; negative regulation of monoatomic ion transport
Cellular component (GO): plasma membrane
Molecular function (GO): ATP binding; phosphatidylinositol binding; protein kinase activity
Source: RefSeq, a predicted model, not a curated record